Molecule: messenger RNA, 717 nt
Organism: Eutrema salsugineum
Lineage: Eukaryota; Viridiplantae; Streptophyta; Magnoliopsida; Brassicales; Brassicaceae
Product: metal-independent phosphoserine phosphatase
Exons: 7
Coding region: 1-717 (238 amino acids)
Cellular component (GO): cytosol; cytoplasm
Molecular function (GO): phosphatase activity
Source: RefSeq, a predicted model, not a curated record
AUGGGUCAUGAAUGUAACGAUGCAUCGAAGGAGUUCACAUGGAAUGACGAUGUCGAAACUAAAAGUGAAGUGACUGAGAUUGUUCUUGUCCGCCAUGGAGAAACCACUUGGAAUGCAGCCGGAAGAAUCCAGGGACAAAUGGAAUCAGAGCUUAACGAAGUUGGAAAAAAGCAGGCCGUUGCAAUCGCUGAGAGAUUGGGAAAAGAGGAGAGACCUAUAGCUGUGUAUUCAUCAGACCUCAAGCGAGCCAAAGACACUGCUCUGAUGAUCGCAGAAACUUGCUUUUGUUCCGAGGUGACCGAAGUAGCUGCGUUAAAGGAGAGGCAUGUGGGUAGCCUUCAAGGGCUGUAUUGGAAAGAAGGAGCAGAGAAAGAACCUGAAGCUUACUCUGCUUUUUUUUCUUCCCAAAACGACCUCGAGAUUCCUGGAGGGGGAGAGAGCUUUGACCAACUUUGUGAUAGAUCCAUGAAUGCUCUGGAGCAUAUUGCAAAGAAGCACAAAGGAGAGAGAGUGAUAGUGGUGACUCAUGGAGGAGUGUUGAGGGCAAUUUACUUGAGAAUCACGCAAGCUGCCUCUGCCGGGAAACUCCUUAAUGCCUCGGUUAAUGUGGUUCACUUCCGUGACGAGAAAUGGAGCAUCGAUUCGUGGAGUGAUGUUUCGCACCUCUCAUCCGUUGGAUUUCUCCAGCGUGGCUUUGAUGGAGACUCCAAGCCCUAG